AUGGGAGCAUGUUCAUCAAAACAACAAAAAAAGCCAAAUAAUAAUAAUAAUAGUACAAGUAGUUUGGGAUCGGUGGGAGGAGCCAAUAUAUCACAACAGGCGUUGGAAAAUCAAAAACGUCAUGAACUGGAACACAAGAAUAAUUUGCAUCAGGUAGCCAUCAAUUGGCGAAACAACACGAUUGGCAUAUGGAACCGUACACACGACAAAUUGGCGAUUCACACUGAUAUCCCACGUCUGGGACACAAGAUUGAUAUCAUUGACAAACUGGACCGUCUCAACAACAUAUCCUUCACAUCCGUGUCGAUGGGCGCCAGUCAAUCCAACAUGAGCGACUCGCCAACCUAUGUCAGCACCAACGACAUUACAAUUGCUGCAAAGGUUCAUAGUGAAAAUAGUAACAUCAAUGGAAAUGGUGCAAGUAGUGAUGAUCUCUCCUCUCAACAACAACAACAACAACAACUAUCCAACGGUGAGACAUCCAACAACAACUUUACAGAUUCAACAACAAUGACAGCAGGAGGAAGUUUUGUUACAGCACAAGUCCUUAAAAAAGAAGAGGUUGUUUUACAGGUCAUGUUGGCAUUGGCCAGAUUGCUCGAUGGCACAGACAAGGAGGCACAGAUACGCAACCAAUUCCACAACUAUAUCAAGGGUGCUGGUGACAUGUCACAGCAACUGUUACAGUUUUUGGAGCAUGUUGUUGGCGAGGAGUCUCGUAUGAUGCAACUGCUCAAGGUCUGUCACCAAAAGAUUAUCCUUCCAGCAUACUAUUUCAUCAAGGCCAACCUCUUUGAGGAGCUGCCAUUCCGUGACAAGCGUGGCUCAUGGAGACUCAAGAUCACGUUUGAAGAGGAUGGCACCGUCUCUGCUGUACAUUCCAAACGACAACAAUCCACUGCCGGAUCAGAAAAUGACCCUGAAUUCGAAUUUGAAUGGUGUUUAACCGCCAUCUAUGACAAAGAAAUGAAUAUUACUAACCUCAAGAUCGACGUUGUCGACCUCAUCAUAUCCAAAAACAUUAACGAAUCGAAAAAACAAGAAAUACAACAAGCCUUCUCAACACUUCAAUUGGCAACAACCACUUCAAAUAGUAGUAGUGAUUGUUUUAAAUUGGUUUCAAAUCCUCCUCCUCUAAAUAAAUUUGUUGAAUCUUAA
This is a messenger RNA of Cavenderia fasciculata, 1158 nucleotides long. RefSeq lists its product as uncharacterized. The coding region runs from base 1 to 1158 and encodes 385 amino acids. The record is from RefSeq and is a predicted model, not a curated record. NCBI's taxonomy places the organism in Eukaryota, Evosea, Eumycetozoa, Acytosteliales, Cavenderiaceae. The transcript has a single exon.